AUGAUCAAGUGCGAUGCUGAAGAUCUACAAGGCUUCGUGCAGAACUUGAACCCAGAUCACAGACGCGAGUUGGAAGGACUUAUCCCAAAGAACCUGCAGGGUCUAUUUCACGAGAAGCUGAAGGUCCGGUCGACGGAAGAGAUCCGGCGUCUUACUUCUCACGAAGGCAAGGGGGAGGAUGAAGAUGCGAGUUCAGAUGAAGAACAGGCAAGCGUAAAGGACAAGGACCGAAAUCUGGACACGUCGAGUUCUGCAGAAGAUGAAGAAGACGCAGGUCGAAGUGAGAGUUGGCAUGAGAGUGGAAGUGAGAGUGAUAGUGAGAAUGGGGGUGAGAACGAGAACGGGAACGAGAACGAGAGGGAAAGUGAGAGUGAUAGUGGAAGUGAGAGUGAUAGUGGAAGUGAGAGUGAUAGUGGAAGUGAGAGUGAUAGUGGAAGUGAGAGUGAUAGUGGAAGUGAGAGUGAUAGUGGAAGUGAGAGUGAUAGUGAGAGUGGGGGUGAGAGUGAUGGUGGGAGAGCAGGACUGGAGCCAGGGGCUGGCAUCGAUCAUACAGAAGUUUCUGGAUCGAAAACAACAUGA
Molecule: messenger RNA, 579 nt
Organism: Alternaria atra
Lineage: Eukaryota; Fungi; Ascomycota; Dothideomycetes; Pleosporales; Pleosporaceae
Exons: 1
Coding region: 1-579 (192 amino acids)
Source: RefSeq, a predicted model, not a curated record